CAAAUAAACACACAACUACGCACGAUCUCAAACAAAAUAAUAACAAAAAACAAAAACAAAUUUGCUUAGAAAAACAUGGCAGACUUUAUCACCACUUACCACCAAGAACAAAAACUCUGGAAGGGUUUGAAUAAACCUAAACUUUGCAAUGAAAAUAUUUCUGCUGGAGCAAAGGCCUUAGAACUAUUGCGCUCCAAAAAUCCUCAAGAUAUAAUGCAAAUUUCUGAUAGUGAAAAAGCCACAAUGACCUAUGGCUCAGCCCUAAAAGUAGCCAUUAAAAUAGCUGAAUAUUUUAGAAGUCUUGCAUUAACCGCCGAUGAUGUGGUGGGAAUUUUAGCACCCGAUACUACCUAUGUUAUGCCAGUGGCUUUGGCUUCAUGGUUUAAUGGUACACCUUUUCAGGCCAUUAAUUGUAAAUGGGAAACGGCUGUUAUUCGUAAUCUUUAUGAGUUUAGUCGUCCCAAAAUUAUAUUCUGUGAUGGUUUACAAUAUGAAAAAGUUAAAGCAGCUUGUGAAAAUUUCAAACCCUUAAUAUAUACUCUGUGCAAUCAUUUGGAAAAUGUGCCACAAAUAGAAGAUUUAUUGCAGCGGUCGUUAGGGUAUGAGGAGGAAUUGUAUCAAGCUGAACCGCUAAAAUAUGGCAGCAAACAAACUAUGGUCAUAAUGGUAUCAUCCGGUACUUCUGGUAUGCCGAAAGGAGUUUGUGUACCCAAUAGUACCUGUAUAACAGAUUUUGGUUUCACUAAUGCCAAUACCAAAAUGUUUUCCACCAGCAGCAUAGAUUGGUCUAGUGGUCUUUUGACCUUCAUGGCCAAUGUUUUAGUGGGUGGAACACGCAUUAUUACCCAACAACCUUUUACACCCGAAUAUUUACUGCAACUUAUAGUGAAAUAUAAAAUAAACUUUCUUUCCACAAAUCCGGCAAAUUUGUUGCAAGCUUCACUUUUAAAGGAAUACACCGGCGAAACUAUGAAAAGUAUUAAUUUGAUAUUUACCGCAGGAUCCUAUUGUUCGGAGUUAAAUCUCGAACGUAUGCGUUCAGCUUUAACUCAAGGUUUAUUAUUUUAUGGUUAUGGUGGCACUGAAACGGGAGGUGUGGCAGGUAGACUAAACUCUAAUAAACCCAAAUCAGUGGGUAGAAUUUUGCCAAAUGUCCAGUUGAAAAUUGUGGAGGUGGAUACAGGCAAGCGUUUGGGUCCCAACGAGAUAGGAGAGAUCUGUGUUCGACAUGAUUAUGAAUGGUGUGGUUAUUAUAAUAAUGCUGAAGCUACUGCUGCUACUUUGGAUUCUGAAGGUUUCAUACACACCGGUGAUUUGGGUUAUAUCUACGAGGACAAUUUUUUAUUUUUAACCGGACGUUGCAAGGACAUAAUGAAAUAUUUAGGUUUUCAAUAUUCUCCUAAUGAUAUUGAAGAGAUUAUUGCUGAAAUGGAGGAUGUGGUAGAUGUUUGUGUUUUUGGAGUUUACGAUGAAGUAAAGCAAGAUGUUGCAGCAGCAGCGGUGGUUAAGAGAGAGGGUAGUGUUUUAACAGCGGAGCAUGUUGUGAAAUAUGUGGAAAGUAAAACAGAGGCGCAACAUAAAAGAAUACAUUAUGGUGUAUUUUUUGUAAAGAAAUUACCCAGAAAUCAUAAUGGCAAACUUUUGAGAGAUAAAAUUAAGGAAAUAUGUUUGGAAAUGGAAAGAUGUAAUAAGAAGAAGGAUUAUUAAACGUAAGUGAAGUAGAUGUGAAAAAAAUUU
Lucilia sericata (common green bottle fly) is the source of this 1737-nucleotide messenger RNA. Its product is annotated as 4-coumarate--CoA ligase 1-like. The transcript is spliced from 4 exons. The coding region runs from base 76 to 1707 and encodes 543 amino acids. The record is from RefSeq and is a predicted model, not a curated record. Gene Ontology annotation, biological process: long-chain fatty acid metabolic process; fatty-acyl-CoA biosynthetic process. Gene Ontology annotation, molecular function: long-chain fatty acid-CoA ligase activity. NCBI's taxonomy places the organism in Eukaryota, Metazoa, Arthropoda, Insecta, Diptera, Calliphoridae.